This is a messenger RNA of Striga asiatica, 1384 nucleotides long. The record is from the annotation of a GenBank genome assembly. Lineage: Eukaryota; Viridiplantae; Streptophyta; Magnoliopsida; Lamiales; Orobanchaceae.
AAAAAAAAGAUCCAUAUCCCAGCUGCAGAUUGUCGAAAAUGGUGAACCAAUCAUACAGCAUUCAAGUGAGCGGCAUGCAGUUCUCAUACGACGCUUGUUCCCCUCUGUUCUUCGAUUUCAAUCUCAACAUCUCCAGCGGAUCGCGGUGCCUACUCGUCGGCGCGAAUGGAUCUGGCAAGACGACGCUGCUGAGGAUUUUGGCGGGGAAGCACAUGGUGGGCGGUAAAGACGUGGUGAGGGUGCUGAACUCGUCGGCUUUCCACGACACGAGCCUAGUCUGCAACGGCGAUUUGGCUUAUUUGGGGGAAUCGUGGAGUAAAACUGUGGGCUCAGCUGGAGAACUUCCACUACAAGGGGACUUCUCAGCUGAGCAUAUGAUAUUUGGAGUUGAAGGAGUUGACCCUGUGAGGCGAGAUAAGCUAAUUGAAUUGUUGGAUAUUGAUCUUCAUUGGCGUAUGCACAAAGUUUCUGAUGGUCAAAGACGUCGAGUACAGAUUUGCUUAGGCCUUCUUCAUCCUUACAAGGUAGUUCUGUUUGCCUUGUACCUCAAGCUAUUCAAGCAUAAAACCCAUCAGGCAUUAUCAGUACUUUUGCUUGAUGAGGUCACUGUUGAUUUAGAUGUUGUGGCUCGGAUGGAUUUACUGGAUUUUUUCAAGGAAGAAUGUGAGCAGAGAGGAGCAACAAUUGUUUACGCAACUCAUAUAUUUGAUGGUCUUGAGACAUGGGCAACUGAUCUUGUUUAUGUUCAAGAGGGUGUGUUAAGGAGAUCAGAUAAGCUAGCUGAGCUAGAAGAAUUGAAAAAUAGAGUAAAUUUGCUCUCGGUGGUCGAGUCGUGGCUUAGGUCCGAAACUAAAAUCGAGAAGAAAAAACCACUUUCUUCUUCCUCUCAAACCCAAAAGCCUUCUCCGUUUGAUAAUUCUCCUUUUAGGUCUUCAAGACAUAUGGCGUAUUACCGUUGAUCACAUCACCUUUUCAGUUGAAUUAUAAAUGCAAUAUUCCAAUAAGACUGAAUUUGAUCAACAUUCAACCUCAAUUCGUUGUUGAUUUUUUAUUUAUAUUGCUGUUUUGAGGCAUCCAUCUGUUUAUGGUGGUAUAUAUAGCGAAACAUCAUCAUUUGUAAUUUGUAUAAUUGUAUCUGCUGCAAGUGUUUUCUAUUUGUUUUCCAAGAUUGAAGGGCAUUAGGAGGUUAUUAUAAACAUUAAAUAAUUCAAUGCCAUAGCAAGUCAUUGAUGCACCCCUUACAUCCCUAGAAUUCUGCAGUAUAUUUGCAAGAUUGUACGAAUUAAAUUAUCAUGGGUUCUCUAUAAAUAAGAAUAUGUUGAAUUAGUUACAACUUUGCCGGUGGUGAUCUCAAGAUUCAAGAAUCUAACUUGGGUCACUUCUC